AUGGGCAAGUAUGGGCAAAGGCGGAACGGAUGCAUGGAUGGGGAGUCGAGGACGAAACAUCCAGAUCAUGACUCCUCGCAAACAAAAAUAGAGAAAUUCCUCCGCUUAUGCACGUCAAAAGUGGGUGGUGAUCCUGGGCUCGACCUUCGAAGCCUUGACGCAAACUCGGGAUGUGCCAUGAGGGGAGGGGGGGGAUGGAGUCAAGAAAGGGGGAAGGAUUGGACGACGAAGAGGAAAGAUUUGCGCCCAGGCUUGACUGAUGCUGGUUUGAACGGGAAGACGGAGACUGCGCAUUUGCAAGAGACUGUCAGUGAGAACCUCGGUUCGGCAAUCGACUGGGCGACUGGUCGUCUCUUGAGCUGGAGAGAAGAGAAGAGAUACUUUUUAAUUAUGGGAGCCGAUUGGAUUCUGCGCGAGGAAUGCAAGGAGCAGCAGGAUCAUUGCAGGACCUGCUUGAUCCCAUUCGACGCACAGGAGCAGCAAAGGCGGAGGCGAAAUUUUUCCUCAUUAAUCGUUAAUGUAACUAAGAUGCUGCUGUUACGAAAUGGGUCGAGGGAGCUCCAGGUGAAGUUGCACGCCAUCGACGCAUCCCCCACUGACUCUCGGUACAAGGGUGGAGAGGCAGCGGCGGGAAGAGACAGGGUGCUAUCUGGGGAAGACGGCCAACAUCCGUGGAAGCUGAAGGCGGGUGUGGACUGGGGCGGACAAGCCCGACGAGCUUCUGCCUUCGGGAACUAG
Coccidioides immitis RS is the source of this 738-nucleotide messenger RNA. RefSeq lists its product as uncharacterized. The record is from RefSeq and is a predicted model, not a curated record. NCBI's taxonomy places the organism in Eukaryota, Fungi, Ascomycota, Eurotiomycetes, Onygenales, Onygenaceae. The transcript has 6 exons. Bases 1 to 738 code for a protein of 245 amino acids.